AUGGACCGCCACGCCCCUGCAGUAUACCCGACGCGCUCCUCGUCGUUUUCCUCGGUCACCGACGGCAAGGAGCUCCCCGGCGAUGGCUUCGACUCGGAGAAGGCACCCGUCCCCCUCGACUCGAACUCCGCCCAUGAGGCCCACAAGGCCUCGAUAUGGAAACGGCUCCUGGUCGGAAACGCUAGCGCAUCAAAUGAGACGAAGCGUGCCAUGAAGAGCCGCCAUUUGACUAUGAUCGCCAUUGGCGGAACGAUAGGAACGGGCAUCUUUCUCAGCGCUGGAUCGGCGAUAGCGACCGCAGGCCCAGCAAGUGCCCUUUUUUCCUACUUCGUAGUCGGUGUAUUCUGCUAUGCCGUAGUCAUCUCAUUAGGUGAGAUGGCCUCCUACAUACCCGUCUCAGGAACCUUCGCCGUCUUCGGAACCCGCUUUGUCUCCCCCGCACUUGGCUUCACAUUAGGGUGGAACUACUGGCUUCAAUGCGAGUUGACGGCAGCAGCAGUUAUCCUCCAGUAUUGGGACUCGCGGAUAACAGCGUGGCAAUGGGCUCUCGUUAUCGUCCUCCCGAUAUUCGUCAUGCAGCUCAUCCACGUGCGCGUAUACGGCGAGUCUGAAUACUGGUUUGCCAUGAUCAAGGUCCUCAUGAUCAUCGUCUUUAUCUUCGUCGGCCUUAUCUUCGACUGGGGAGGCGUCCAUGGUCAUCCCGGACCGGGGCUUUCCAACUUCCAAGGCGGUCAGGCAUUCGUUGGUGGUUUCAGCGCGUUCGCACAGACGUUUGUGUUCGCGUUCUACUCGUACGGCGGAGUGGAGCUCGUCUCGCUUGCUGCUGGAGAGAGCGCGAGCCCGCACAAAUCCGUCCCGCGUGCGAUUCGCGCGACGUUCUUCCGGAUUGUCAUCUUCUACAUCCUCACCAUCCUGACGAUCGGCUUGAACAUCAACUACCAGGAUCCGACCCUCCUCACAGCCGCUUUUGACUCAAGUGUCGCCGCGUCUCCCCUUACCGUCGUCUUCCAACGCGCAGGCUUUGGUGCUGCUGCCCAUGUGAUCAACGCGGUCCUUCUCACCGCGGUCCUCUCCGCGACGAACUCGUGCUUCUACGCGAGCUCGCGCAUGCUGCUCUCCAUGGCACGCGCAGGUCAUGCGCCCCGCGUCUUCGGCUGGGUAAACGGCCGCGGUGUCCCCGUCCCCGCUCUUCUGCUCUCGCUCGCCGUGUCCUUCGUCACGUUCCUGUCAACCAUCUGGGGCGAGGGCGUCGUCUUCACCUGGCUGCUCAACCUCACCGGCAUGUCCUCCCUGCUCGUCUGGGGCACCAUCGGGGUCAUCUCCAUCCGCUUCCGCCGCGCAUGGACCGCCCAGGGCCGUGCGCUCGCAGACCUACCCUACCAGCAGCCGCUGUACCCCAUCCUCCCGAUCGCGACCGUCAUCCUCGCGGUGCUCAUGUUCGCCGCGCAAGGGUACUCGGCCGUCGUCGCGGAGCCGUUCAGCCCGCAGAACGUCGUCGCGACGUACAUCGGGCUCGCGAUCUACAUCGUCUGCUACGUCGGCUACUGGGUGUAUGACCGCUUCUGGCUGGGCAACAGGGUGCACCUCGUGCCGCUGAUGGAGGUGGAUUUGGAUACGGACGCGGUGUGGGGGCAGGGCGGGGGCGCGCGGAUGCGCGAGAAGGAGGCGGCGGAGCGCGCGCAGCGCGAUGAGGACGACGUCGCGGAGGGGAAGCGCACGAAGGUGCUGCUGAGGCGCAUUGGGCGGCAUAUGCUCUGA
Trametes versicolor FP-101664 SS1 is the source of this 1758-nucleotide messenger RNA. RefSeq lists its product as uncharacterized. Gene Ontology annotation, biological process: amino acid transmembrane transport. The record is from RefSeq and is a predicted model, not a curated record. The transcript is spliced from 11 exons. Gene Ontology annotation, molecular function: amino acid transmembrane transporter activity. Gene Ontology annotation, cellular component: membrane. Lineage: Eukaryota; Fungi; Basidiomycota; Agaricomycetes; Polyporales; Polyporaceae. The coding region runs from base 1 to 1758 and encodes 585 amino acids.